Messenger RNA from Hevea brasiliensis (rubber tree), 1241 nucleotides. RefSeq lists its product as uncharacterized. Lineage: Eukaryota; Viridiplantae; Streptophyta; Magnoliopsida; Malpighiales; Euphorbiaceae. The coding region runs from base 337 to 1020 and encodes 227 amino acids. The transcript has 4 exons. The record is from RefSeq and is a predicted model, not a curated record.
AAAAAUUCCGUCGCUACUUGAUCCUAUGCUCAUCUCAGUUCCCACAAAACGAGUGGGCUCGUUUAUGAAAUAAACAGUCGAUUCUCCGAGUAGAAAGGAAGAACCCUAAGUGGAUCGUGAUCGAGAAGCGAUUCUGGAAUUAUUGUCUUGAUUUCUUCUCUUACUGAUAAAGAAGCACCUUAAUCUUUUUCUUGGUAUCCUAUUUUCUUAUUGAACAGAUUUGAUGGCCUUCAAUUAAUGCCUUUUCGGAAUUCUGAUUUCUGACUAGUUCGUCUCACCUACCAUCAAUACAAGCCUUUUGCUAAAAUUAAGUAAAAUUUCCAGAUAAUCACUAUUAUGGGUGAUUUUUCAAUUCAGAUUAGUUCUAACCUUGUUAAUAGACUUACUGAUGAUGGUGAGAAGUUAAAGAGGAAACCAAAGAAAACUAAAACUAAGGUACCCCGAGAAUUUGUCCAUCCCGAAACUAAGGUGAAUGAAAAGCAACUUUGUGAUGAUCCUGAAACACUCAAAGGGGUUCCUUCUAUGGGACGGCCAGUACAACAUCCAUUGUUCUUGCCAGUAACCCCACCAGCUCAUUCUGCGAACACAGAGUUAGAUGCAAUUAGAUCUGUCAUUCAAGAAAGUGAAAGGAUUCUGGAAAAGUUGCAGAAGCAGGAGGAUAGCAUGGUGCAAGAAGUAACUGAAAGAGCCAAGGAUCUUCGUGAUAAGGAGUUCAAGCUUCCGUAUCAGAAGCCUAUGCCCUGUUUGGCUGAUUAUGAAGCUUGUCGGGAUUGUUACAAGGAGCAUGGUAAUGAUAUACUGAAAUGUGCCCCUCUGACUAGGAGCUAUUAUGAUUGUGUUCGCAGAGUCAAGCAGCAUUUUGGAUUUGAUUACGGAUCUUAUAUUCAGGCAGACUGGAGAAAUGAUCGAGCAAAAUACUUUUUCUUUGUUUCUUCGUGGGAGCAGGUUCAAAAAAAUUGUCGUUCAUAUGUUCUUUGGAGUAGAGCAACUGGAACUGAAAUGUUUGCCCAAGUACAUUGACAAGGAGCUGACUAAUAUCUCGGUUCUUCGAUUCUAUGAAUUUUUUAGUGUAAUUCUAUCUUUCACUUUUCUUGAUGAUGACUUGGUUGAAAUUGUCCGGGAAAAACGUCCAAGCUAGUGGCCUAGUUAUUUGAGCAUUAUUUAGAUGGUGAGCGCUUUAGGGUAAGGACGUGUAAACAAACUGAAUUUUUUAAUGCUGAAUUUAUUUACAAACACAAAAA